UCCAUGCAUGCACACAAAACAAAACCACCACAUUUUCAUCUUCCGCCACUAUCACCACCGCCACCACCCCUUUUCACCGUCACUGCCACUGCCUUACUCAACAUGGCCACCGUUACCACACAGGCUUCUGCCGCCAUUUUCCGGCCAUGUGCUUCUAAAUCGAGGUUCCUCACUGGCUCUUCUGGUAAACUCAACAGGGAAGUGGCUAUUAAGCCAAUGGGGUGGACUCCUCCAAUCUCUUUCAAGGUUCAAGCCAAACAAGGAGAGUGGUUACCAGGCUUGGCAUCCCCAGGUUACCUCAACGGCAGUCUUCCCGGUGACAAUGGGUUUGAUCCCCUGGGGCUUGCUGAGGACCCAGAGAACUUGAGGUGGUAUGUUCAAGCUGAGCUUGUCAAUGGACGUUGGGCCAUGUUGGGUGUUGCAGGGAUGUUGCUUCCUGAGGUUUUUAGCAAAAUUGGAAUCAUAAAUGUCCCUAAAUGGUAUGAUGCUGGGAAAGAAGAAUACUUUGCAUCAUCCUCAACCCUCUUUGUGAUUGAGUUCAUUUUGUUCCAUUAUGUGGAAAUCCGAAGAUGGCAGGACAUUAAGAACCCUGGUAGUGUAAACCAAGAUCCCAUCUUUAAGCAAUACAGCUUGCCACCUAAUGAGGUUGGAUACCCUGGUGGCAUUUUUAACCCCUUGAACUUUGCUCCAACUCUUGAAGCCAAAGAGAAGGAAAUUGCCAAUGGGAGAUUGGCGAUGUUGGCAUUCUUGGGAUUUAUAGUUCAGCAUAAUGUGACAGGCAAAGGACCAUUUGACAACCUCUUGCAGCACCUCUCGGAUCCAUGGCACAACACCAUCGUCCAAACACUGAGUGGCAACUAAGUUUGUAUCCAAUUGAAAGCAUGUGUCCUCCUCGUGUAAUCCUCAGUGGAUGAAUUUUGAGAGAGAUUUGGGCAUGAUUGUUAAGAUCCAUCUAUUUUCAUGUACAGAGGAACUAAGAUGGUUUUAUAUUAUUAUUAUUUAUUUAGAUUCAA
Gastrolobium bilobum is the source of this 1013-nucleotide messenger RNA. RefSeq names its product chlorophyll a-b binding protein P4, chloroplastic. Bases 4 to 861 code for a protein of 285 amino acids. Gene Ontology annotation, biological process: response to light stimulus; photosynthesis, light harvesting in photosystem I. Gene Ontology annotation, cellular component: membrane. NCBI's taxonomy places the organism in Eukaryota, Viridiplantae, Streptophyta, Magnoliopsida, Fabales, Fabaceae. The transcript is spliced from 3 exons. The record is from RefSeq and is a predicted model, not a curated record.